AGUUUACGUCAGAACUAUGAGGUCAACUGUUAUUGCAAACUCCCUCCUCUUAAUUUUUUUGAUUUUCUGGCCUGUAAAGGUCUCCUCCGAACGUUUACUCUUUAAGAGUAAUGUCAGAAAAUCACCUGUAAUUUUAAUUCCUGGAGACGGAGGGAGUCAGCUCCAAGCUCGUCUUAACGAGCCUAAAGUACCACAUGUUGUUUGCUUGAAAAAAUCAUCAUGGUUUGAUUUAUGGCUAAAUUUAGAAUUUUUUCCUCCAGUUCUGGUUGAUUGUUUCGCUGAUUAUAUGAAAUUGAUUUACGAUCGCAAAACUCGAACAACGAGAAAUACUGAAGGAGUUGAAAUUAAGGUGACUGACUUUGGAAAUACCUCCACUAUUGAAUAUUUAGACGCUAGCCGCUAUAGUCUAACUGCUUAUUAUUCAUCAAUAGUGAACGCAUUAGUGAAAAAGCUAGGCUAUAAACGAGGACUAAAUGUAAGGGGUGUUCCAUUUGACUUUCGUAAAGCACCUAACGAAAUGAAAAAUCUAUUAAGUGACAUGAAAAGACUAAUAGAAGAGACAUAUACCAUGAACAACAAUACUCCCGUAACCCUUAUCGGACAUAGUAUGGGCAAUCCGGUUGGCUAUUAUUUUUUGAAAAAGCAAACAGCGGCUUGGAAAAAGACUUACAUUGCAAGACUUGUGACACUUGCUUCUCCUUGGGGGGGUGCUGUCAAAGCUUUACGUCUUUUAGCUUCGGGUGAUAACCUGCAUGUUUAUAUUGUUAAUCCAUUGUCCGUCAGGUCUUUUCAACGCUCAAUACCCAGUUCAGCAUGGCUAAUGCCGUACGAUACUUUCUGGAGGAAAGAUGAAGUUUUAAUUUAUGCUCCAAAAUAUAAUUAUACUGUCGCAGACUAUCAGAAAUUUUUAAAAGACGUUAAUUAUACAGACGCUUGGGAAAUGAGAAAAGACACGGAGCCUUUAAUCAAAAAAUUAGAUCAUCCAGGUGUUGAAGUUCAUUGUUUACACGGCGUAGGAGUAGACACACCAGCAAGCUUUCGUUAUGCUCCUAGUCAGUGGUAUAAUUAUCAGCCAGACGUUAUAUAUGGUGACGGAGAUGGUACAGUAAAUUUAAGGUCCCUUCAUGGUUGUUUAAAAUGGCAAAAAAUGAAUGGGCCUCCUGUAUUCCACAGACAAUAUAAUAAAACAGACCAUUUGGGUAUUUUACAUGACGCUUCUGCUAUUGAUUAUAUUCUAAAAUUGGUGGUGAAAUCUGAGACAGAAAGAGAUAGAUUUUAG
Messenger RNA from Dimorphilus gyrociliatus, 1279 nucleotides. The record is from the annotation of a GenBank genome assembly. Lineage: Eukaryota; Metazoa; Annelida; Polychaeta; Dinophilidae.